Triticum dicoccoides is the source of this 3034-nucleotide messenger RNA. Its product is annotated as protein Rf1, mitochondrial-like. The coding region runs from base 26 to 2488 and encodes 820 amino acids. Lineage: Eukaryota; Viridiplantae; Streptophyta; Magnoliopsida; Poales; Poaceae. The transcript has 2 exons. The record is from RefSeq and is a predicted model, not a curated record. Gene Ontology annotation, molecular function: protein binding.
UCGCAUCCUCCACCUCCACCUAGCCAUGUCCCGCCUCCGCCACUCCACCUCCACCGCGCCGAUGUUCCACCUCCGCCUCCUCCGCUGCCGCUUCUCCUCCAUCUCCACCUUGCCGCCGUCACGCUCAUGGUCUCCCCAUGCAGCCUUUGCCGCGGCCACAGAGCGCGUCAUCGCUGGGACGCUCAGCCCGGAGGACGCACACCGCCUGUUCGACGAAUUGCUACGGCAGGCCACUCCGGUCCCCGCGCGCUCCCUGAACGGCUUCCUCACGGCCCUCUCCCGUGCGCCGGACACCGGCGCCUGCAGAGACGGCCCCGCCCUCUUCAACCGCACCCGCCGAGAAGAGGCCGGCUCCCGGGUGGUGUCGUCCACAAUCUUCACCUACGGCAUCCUCAUGAACUGCUGCGGCCGCACGCGUCGUCCGGAACUUGGGCUUGCCUUCUUUGGGCGCGUCCUCAGGAUGGGCCUGAAGACAAAUGUGGUCGUCGCCACCAUGGUCCUCCAGUGCCUCUCCAGCGCCAAACGGACAGAUGAGGCUGUGGACAUCCUGCUACAUCGGAUGUCCGAGCUCGGGUGCGUGCCUGACGCCUUCUCAUACUCCAUUGUUCUGAAGAGCUUAUGCGAUGAUAGCAGGAGCCAGCGGGCACUCGACCUGCUCCACAUGUGGGAGAAAGAACGAGGUGUCUGCUCCCCCAACGUAGUGACGUAUAACACGGUCAUCCACGGCUUCUUUAAGGAAGGUGAAGUAAGCAAGGCAUGCAAUCUAUUCCAUGAAAUGGUGCAGAAAGGGGUUGAACCUAAUGUGGUGACAUAUAGCUUGACCAUUGAUGCGCUGUGCAAGGCCAGAACUAUGGACAAAGCAGAGUUGUUCCUCCGGCAGAUGAUUGAUAAAGGUGUUCAACCGAACAAUGUGACAUAUAAUGUCAUGAUCCAUGGAUAUUCCACUCUGGGCCAAUGGAAAGAAGCGGGUAAAAUGUUCACAGAAAUGACAAGACAGGGUCUCAUACCAGAUCUUGUUACUUGGACCUCGUUCAUGGCCUCUCUCUGUAAGCAUGGAAGAACCAAAGAAGCUGCCGAAUUUUUUGAUUCCAUGACUGCCAAGGGCCACAAGCCUGAUUUGGUCACGUACCAUGUUCUGCUCCAUGGGCAUGCAACCGAAGGAUGCUUUGCUGAUAUGAUUAAUCUCUUUAAUGCAAUGGCAACCAAAGGUAUUCUACCCGACCGUCAGGUUUUCAACAUUUUAAUUGAUGCACAUGCUAAACAUGGAAUGAUGGAUGAAGCUAUGCACAUAUUUACUGGAAUGCAGGGGCAAGGAGUGUGUCCAGAUGUAUGGACCUAUUCAACUCUAAUAUCUGCACUUUGCAGAAUGGGUAGGCUGGCUGAUGCCAUGGAUAACUUCAGUCAGAUGAUUGGUAAGGGAGUACAACCGAACACAGUUGUUUAUCACUCCCUAAUUCAGGGUUUCUCUACACAUGGUGAUUUGAGGAAAGCAAAGGAGUUGGUUUAUGAAAUGACGAACAAAGGUAUUCCUUGUCCAAACAUUGCAUUCUUCAGUUCUAUAAUGGACAGUCUAUGCAAAGAAGGAAGGGUUAUGGAUGCACAUGAUAUCUUCCACUUGGUUACAGACAUAGGUCUGAAACCUAACAUCAUUACGUUUAAUACGCUGAUUGAUGGAUAUUGCUUAGUCGGUGAGAUGGAGAAAGCAUUUGGAGUACUUGAUUCCAUGGUAUCAGCUGGCAUUGAGGCUGAUGUUUUUACAUAUAAUACACUUGCUUAUGGCUAUUGUAGAUGUGGAAGGAUUGAUGAUGGGUUGAUUCUCUUCAGAGAAAUGGUGCAAAACAAACCUAAGCCCACAACAAUCACAUAUAACAUCAUACUGGAUGGGUUAUUUCGUGCUGGGAGAACAUUUGCUGCAAAGAAAAUGUUCCUUGAGAUGACCGAAACGGGAAUAACAGUGAGCAUUUCCACAUACAGUAUAAUACUUGGAGGACUUUGUAGGAAUAAUUGCUCUGACGAAGCGAUCACCCUAUUUCAGAAAUUAGGAGCAAUGGAUGUGAAGUUUGAUAUUAAAAUACUCAAUACCAUGAUCAAUGCCAUGUUCAAGGUUCGGAGAAGAGAAGAAGCUAACGGUUUGUUUGCUGGAAUAUCAGCCAGUAGGAUGGUACCUAAUGCUUCUACCUACAGCGUAAUGAUAGGAAAUCUUCUAAAAGAAGGAUCAGUGGAAGAAGCUGAAAAUAUGUUCUCAUUAAUGGAGAAGAGUGGUUGUGCUCCAGACUCUCGUCUUAUAAAUAAUAUCAUCAGAAUAUUAUUGGAAAACGGUGACAUCGUCAAGGCUGGAAAUUAUAUGUCUAAAGUUGAUGGCAAGAGCAUCUCACUUGAAGCUUCAACUACUUCGUUGUUGAUGUGUCUCUUUUCAAGUAAAGGGAAAUAUCGGGAACAAAUCAGUUUGCUCCCUGUAAAUUACCAAUUUUUCAAUGGAGUCAGUUGAUGCACUGGACUAGCCAGAUAAACAUUGGCAAUUUGGCAUGGUUUGGAGCUCCCUCUCAAUGAUGUCGACAUGAGUUCUCUUCCAUGCGCUCACAAGAUCGAGCUGUGUGUUGGUGCCAUCCCAGCGUUUUGGCCUGAUGCAUGCCGCUGCUGGGCGUGCAUCCUAUGGACAUCGCCCCUAAUCUGCAUGCCAUUUCCAUGCUCAAGGCAUUGCCUUGAUGUUGUUUUUCCUUAUGUUCGCUAGAGGGAGCAAUGUGGCCAGCGAAUUUCACAUUUUCUUCUCUGUUGAUAGCAGAACUCAAGUUGCAGUUGAUAUAAAGACCGUCAAUUCAUUCCAUAUAAAUUUGUCGCAUAUCUUGUUCCUUUUUAUUAAUUAUAUUUAUUUGGAAUUCGAUAUAGUACCGUAGAAUGUCGCCCAUAUUUUGGACAGAUCUCAGUUGACUUCUCAAAUUUUGGAUUUGUGUCAUCCAAGCACUCUUAUUUUAUCUUCCUUGGGCAAAGUUCUUGUUACAUUAUGCACUUGUGUCAUCCAAGCACUCUCAUUUUA